Messenger RNA from Nannospalax galili (Upper Galilee mountains blind mole rat), 7350 nucleotides. RefSeq names its product WD repeat domain 7 (gene Wdr7). NCBI's taxonomy places the organism in Eukaryota, Metazoa, Chordata, Mammalia, Rodentia, Spalacidae. Gene Ontology annotation, molecular function: protein binding. Gene Ontology annotation, cellular component: cytoplasm. The record is from RefSeq and is a predicted model, not a curated record. The coding region runs from base 230 to 4753 and encodes 1507 amino acids. The transcript has 28 exons.
UGUCAGCUGAUUUACUGCGGCGGCGGCGGCGGCGGCACCUUGCAACUCGGGCGGGGAGAGGGCGACGGGCAGGGCGUGCGGUCCCCAGGGAUCACCGACCCGCGGUGGUGCCCGCCUCGUCCUCUUCACGUGCGCUCCUGGCCUUGGCUUCCCGGACCCUAGCGCCCACCAUGGCUCCCACAGGCAGGAUCACGGCGUGAGGUGAAGCUGUGACAGGUUUGACAACGCAAUGGCAGGAAACAGCCUAGUUCUGCCCAUUGUUCUUUGGGGCCGCAAAGCACCAACCCAUUGCAUCUCAUCAGUGCUUUUAACAGAGGAUGGGGCCACAAUUGUAACAGGAUGCCACGAUGGACAGAUAUGUCUCUGGGACCUUUCAGUAGAACUGGAAGUUAAUCCUCGAGCAUUGUUAUUUGGUCACACAGCAUCAAUCACUUGUUUGUCGAAGGCCUGUGCAUCUAGUGACAAACAGUACAUUGUGAGUGCAUCUGCAAGUGGAGAGAUGUGCCUCUGGGAUGUGAAUGAUGGCAGAUGUAUUGAAUUUACAAAAUUAGCCUGCACACAUACCGGCAUACAGUUCUACCAAUUCUCUGUUGGAAACCAGCGAGAAGGAAGGCUUUUAUGCCAUGGACAUUACCCUGAAAUCCUCGUCGUGGAUGCUACCAGCCUUGAGGUGUUAUAUUCCUUAGUAUCAAAGAUAUCACCAGACUGGAUUAGCUCCAUGAGCAUUAUCCGAUCUCACCGGACACAAGAGGACACUGUGGUAGCCCUCUCGGUGACAGGUAUCCUGAAGGUGUGGAUUGUUACCUCUGAGAUAAGUGGAAUUCAGGAUACUGAGCCGAUAUUUGAGGAGGAAUCCAAACCAAUUUAUUGCCAGAAUUGUCAAAGCAUCUCUUUUUGUGCAUUCUCACAAAGGUCACUUUUGGUUGUAUGCUCCAAAUACUGGAGGGUGUUCGAUGCUGGAGACUAUUCCCUGCUGUGCUCGGGCCCUAGUGAAAAUGGACAGACGUGGACCGGAGGGGACUUCGUGUCUGCAGAUAAAGUCAUCAUUUGGACUGAAAAUGGGCAAAGCUACAUUUACAAACUCCCUGCCAGCUGUCUUCCAGCUAGUGAUUCAUUCCGCAGUGAUGUGGGGAAAGCGGUUGAAAAUUUGAUCCCUCCUGUACAACAUAGCUUCUUGGAUCGAAAAGAUAAAGAGUUGCUAGUUUGUCCUCCUGUGACUCGGUUCUUUUAUGGAUGCAAAGAAUAUUUCUAUAAGCUGUUAAUUCAGGGUGACUCUUCUGGACGAUUAAAUAUUUGGAGCAUAUCAGACAUAGCUGAAAAACAGGAAGGUGAUGAAGGGCUAAAAAUGACAACUUCUAUUAGUUUGCAAGAGGCAUUUGACAAGCUGAAGCCUUGUCCUGCUGGAAUUAUAGAUCAACUAAGUGUGAUUCCCAACAGCAACGAACCUCUUAAAGUCACUGCCAGUGUGUAUAUACCAGCGCACGGACGACUUGUUUGUGGCCGGGAAGAUGGAAGCAUAAUUAUUGUACCUGCCACCCAGACUGCUAUAGUUCAGCUAUUACAAGGGGAACACAUGCUCAGAAGAGGUUGGCCCCCUCACAGAACUCUCCGUGGUCAUCGGAACAAAGUCACAUGUUUGCUGUAUCCUCAUCAGGUCUCAGCUCGCUAUGAUCAAAGAUACCUGAUAUCUGGAGGUGUGGAUUUUUCUGUCAUAAUUUGGGACAUAUUCUCUGGAGAAAUGAAACAUAUCUUCUGUGUUCAUGGUGGCGAGAUCACUCAACUUCUGGUCCCACCCGAAAACUGCAGCGCAAGAGUGCAGCAUUGCAUCUGCUCUGUAGCCAGUGACCACUCAGUAGGACUUUUAAGUUUACGAGAGAAAAAAUGCAUCAUGUUGGCAUCUCGACACCUGUUCCCUAUUCAGGUGAUCAAGUGGAGGCCUUCUGAUGAUUACCUGGUGGUGGGAUGCUCAGAUGGCUCUGUGUAUGUCUGGCAAAUGGACACUGGUGCACUGGAUCGCUGCGUGAUGGGGAUAACAGCAGUAGAGAUACUGAACGCUUGUGACGAAGCAGUUCCUGCUGCAGUUGAUUCACUUAGCCACCCGGCAGUCAACCUGAAACAGGCUAUGACAAGACGUAGUCUUGCCGCCCUCAAAAAUGUGGCCCACCAUAAGCUGCAAACCCUUGCAACUAACCUGUUGGCUUCUGAGGCCUCUGACAAGGGGAAUUUGCCUAAAUAUUCUCAUAACUCGCUGAUGGUUCAAGCAAUAAAGACAAACCUAACAGACCCAGACGUCCAUGUGCUUUUCUUUGAUGUGGAAGCUCUGAUUAUUCAACUCCUGACUGAGGAAGCCUCUAGGCCGAAUACUGCACUUAUUUCCCCAGAGAAUCUGCAGAAAGCAUCUGGCAGUUCAGACAAAGGGGGCUCUUUUCUAACUGGAAAACGAGCGGCAGUUCUCUUCCAACAAGUGAAGGAAACUAUCAAAGAGAACAUUAAGGAACACCUCCUUGAUGAGGAAGAGGAAGAUGAGGAGACAAUGAGGCAGAGGAGGGAAGAAAGCGAUCCUGAAUACCGGGCUAGCAAAUCCAAGCCACUGACCUUACUAGAAUAUAAUCUCACUAUGGACACUGCGAAAUUAUUCAUGUCCUGCCUUCACGCCUGGGGCUUGAAUGAAGUUCUAGAUGAAGUUUGUCUCGAUCGCCUGGGAAUGCUGAAACCACACUGCACAGUGUCCUUUGGUCUCUUAUCCAGAGGAGGUCAUAUGUCAUUGAUGCUUCCUGGUUAUAAUCAGGCUGCUGGUAAACUGCCACCUGGGAAAGCAGAACUAGGAAGGAAGCUGCCAACAGCUGAGGGAGUAGGAAAGGGGACAUACGGAGUGUCUCGAGCAGUCACCACCCAACAUCUCCUGUCUAUCAUAUCUUUGGCAAAUACUUUAAUGAGUAUGACCAAUGCAACUUUCAUUGGUGAUCAUAUGAAGAAGGGCCCAACCAGGCCACCAAAACCAGGCACCCCAGAUCUUUCUAAGGCAAAGGGUUCCCCUCCAACUUCCAGUAAUAUUGUGCAAGGACAGAUUAAACAAGAAACUGCUGUACCUCAAAUCUGUCCUCUUUCUUUCCAUUCUCCUCUGCAAGUUGCUGCACCUGUCGUUUCUGCUCGGUCUGCUGCUGAUCACUCUGGCUCUGACUCUGCUUCUACUCCUGCUUUACAUACCUGUUUCUUAGUAAAUGAAGGAUGGAGUCAGUUAGCUGCUAUGCACUGUGUCAUGCUGCCAGACCUGCUGGGGUUGGAUAAAUUUAGGCCUCCACUUCUGGAGAUGCUAGCUCGAAGAUGGCAAGAUCGAUGCUUGGAGGUCAGAGAGGCUGCACAGGCCCUGCUUCUAGCAGAGCUGAGAAGAAUUGAGCAGGCAGGACGAAAAGAAGCCAUUGAUGCUUGGGCUCCUUACUUACCUCAGUAUAUGGACCACGUCAUAUCACCUGGAGUCACAGCAGAAGCCAUACAGACAAUGACUACUGCUCCAGAUGCCUCAGGACCUGAAGCCAAGGUCCAGGAAGAAGAACAUGACCUCGUUGAUGAUGACAUCACCACUGGUUGCUUAUCAAGUGUCCCACAAAUAAAAAAACUGUCCACAUCUUAUGAAGAAAGGAGGAAGCAGGCUACUGCGAUUGUUUUACUUGGAGUCAUCGGAGCAGAAUUCGGGGCUGAAAUUGAACCUCCGAAACUGCUGACUAGACCACGAAGCUCUAGUCAGAUUCCUGAAGGAUUUGGUUUGACGAGUGGAGGCUCCAACUACUCUCUGGCCAGACAUACUUGCAAGGCACUGACAUUUCUGCUGCUACAGCCUCCCAGUCCCAAACUUCCUCCUCAUAGCACCAUCCGGAGGACAGCCAUUGAUCUGAUUGGGCGUGGGUUCACUGUAUGGGAGCCGUACAUGGACGUGUCCGCUGUUCUGAUGGGGCUUCUGGAACUGUGUGCAGAUGCUGAGAAGCAGCUUGCCAACAUCACAAUGGGGCUGCCUCUGAGUCCGGCAGCUGACUCCGCCCGCUCUGCAAGGCAUGCCCUCUCUCUCAUUGCCACUGCCAGACCACCCGCCUUCAUCACUACCAUAGCCAAAGAGGUACACAGACAUACAGCUCUUGCAGCAAAUACCCAGUCACAACAGAAUAUACACACCACAACCCUUGCAAGAGCUAAAGGGGAAAUCUUGAGAGUCAUUGAGAUCCUUAUUGAAAAGAUGCCUACAGAUGUUGUGGAUCUUCUUGUGGAGGUUAUGGACAUCAUUAUGUACUGCCUUGAAGGAUCUUUAGUUAAAAAGAAAGGUCUUCAGGAAUGCUUUCCGGCAAUCUGCAGGUUCUACAUGGUCAGCUAUUAUGAGCGGAGUCACAGAAUCGCAGUUGGAGCGCGCCAUGGUUCAGUGGCCCUGUACGACAUCCGGACUGGAAAAUGUCAGACAAUCCAUGGACACAAAGGACCAAUCACUGCAGUGUCCUUUGCUCCCGAUGGGCGAUAUCUUGCCACCUACUCAAACACUGACAGCCAUAUUUCUUUCUGGCAGAUGAACACAUCACUCUUGGGAAGCAUUGGCAUGCUGAACUCGGCACCUCAGCUGCGCUGCAUCAAGACUUACCAGGUCCCCCCGGUGCAGCCAGCAUCCCCCGGCUCCCACAAUGCCCUUAGGCUGGCCCGCCUCAUCUGGACUUCCAAUCGAAAUGUCAUCCUCAUGGCCCAUGAUGGGAAAGAGCACCGCUUCAUGGUCUAACACUGCUGUCUGCUGCACUGACUACCUGUUAGUUCUCUAGCUUGUCUAAGCCGAUAUUGCUCUGUCUUCACUCACACUGGGCUGUUGCUUGCUACCUGCCCUCCCCAGUGCCAUCCAGGAGCAUGGCCAAGUCUGUGUCACUUGUGCAUGCUUCUUGGGGGCAGACUCAGCACAGGCCACCUAUCGAUUCAGACACACACACUAUCAACACACACACACACACACACACACACACACACACCACUCAACAAGAUGUGGCCAUUCUGUCAUUAGGUAGUUUUUCCCUGCCAGAGAUGGGAGGGGAGAGCUGGCUGUUCCUAGGGACGUUCUUGUUGCUUGGUGCAAUAGAAGCCCGAAAUCAAUAACCGCUGUGAUUGUACUCCCAGCCCUGAUCCGCUUUGCCAGCCCUUGAAGCCUGGCUCUGAAAUGCAGCUUGCAUUUGGCCAGGCCAACCUGGAUGCUCAGUCAAGGCAGACUCCUCAUUAUAGAAAUGACUUCCUUUUGGAUUUCCUGAAACAUACUGUUGUUUACCAAACCCAUUCUGUGUUUACAUUGGUUUUUUCCUUUUAGUAAUUGAUAGGAAAUUACUUAAUUCUGUUUCCAAGGAUUUAGCCACUAACUUCUUCAGUAACACCAAUCUUAUUAAUGAGAUUAAUGAGAAAAUAUUAAAAUCAUACGUUUUUCCUUUUAGAAAAUAAUUUUCCAGAUACCUGGCCUUCUAAAAUGAUCAUUUCCUGUUUAAAUGUUAGUAUAUUUUGUAGAUUAAAACAAAAAUCAUUCCUACUCACAAUGUAGCGAAUAUAAUUAAACAGUCACUAUAAAUGAUCUUCUAAGGAGACUUUGCGAUAAAGAACCAAGUUUGAAUGCAUAGCAUAUACAUAUAAUGAAGGCUCUCCUGUAUGUUGCAUAUAUGUAAAAUGAAGGCUCUCCUGUGUGUUGCUAUAGAUUCUUUUGUUCAGGAAAGAUCUUCCUCCUCUUCAGGAACUUUACAAUGUGCAAUUCUCAAGUGUAUGAUAUAUGUCGGUAACCAGUGAUAAUUAUGAGCCAGCCUUCCAAAUACCAAUGAGUUAAAGAAAAACUAGGAAGGCGUCUCUUUUAGGUAAACAUCCUAGAAAUCUAUAUGGGCACAUUUUCCAGUGUACAUGGGAUGUAUGGGCUCUCGGUCUGUGUGGAUAGACGUUACAGUGACAAUGUUCAUCUAGCUUUCAACACAGCUUUAACUUUAUCACUUGCUUCUUCUCAUGUUAAAUUAUAUUGUUCUUAUCUUAAUGGAAAAAAAAUCCAUAAUGCAGUAUUUUGUAUGAGUUGUUCCUAACAAACUUUGUUCUGUAUAUAGUUGGAGGGUGCAGGUUGGUUGGUUGGUUUGGGUGUUGAUUAAUUGGUGAGCUGGGCAAGGUUUAUUAAAUGCAAGAAUAAAAAAAGGAAUUAAAUUAAGAGAAAAUAUGUGAUAUUUACAGAGGAGCAAAAAUAAAAAUGUUUAAUCUUAAAACACAUAUAUUGUCAAAGUUUACAGAAUAUAUAGAAAAGUAGGAUCAAGAUCCAGGAACAAAUAUAUAUCUGUCUGUUCCUUCACUCUAACAGUUCCUUAAAGAACACAUUGAAAGCUCACAUCCCCAGAAUGUCUUCUGCAUACUGAUGUAUGUUAUUUUUCUUGAUGGCAACUCUGUACUAUUCCUUGGAUUUAGAUGUUGAUGUUCUUUCAAAAAUGAAUUUAUGCCACUUGCAUGUACAUGGUAUUUAUAAUGAUUACCUAUGUAGCUUCCAAGAAGGAAGCCAAGAACUGUACAGUGUAGACUUUGUUUGAUGAACAUGCUAUGUUCAGUGUAGAUCGAGAAAUGUGAGGUAAACUAAUGCACUUUGUUCUUCCAGUAGGCUCCUGAGCCUGCCCUCUGCCCAGCACAGGUUUACUAAAUGAACCUCAGUGGGACUUAAACUAUUUGGAAUGAUGAGCUAAAUAUACACCUUGGAAAAUUUUUAAAUCAGAAUAUUCCAUCCUUUAUGAAGGAGGCGUGGGACUGGUGGGAUGGCCAGCGCACAUGCACAAAUGGUACCUGUCGUAGAAAUCGAGAACAAAGCUAUGAUGUUACAAUCUCUAAUUGUGGUCCAGGCCAGUCCUUCCGUGCCCUGUGUGCUUAGUCAGAAAAAUGCAAGGACUGUAAAACUCUGUGAGAAUAAAACUUGAUGCUAGAAGACUAACUGCUAAAGUAUAGUUUACAUUCUCAUUGACACAAUGCUCUCCUUAACUAUUUUGACAUCCAGGGUCCCUAACAUCAUCCCAGCUUAAAUUCCUCAGCACUGAGGUAAACUUUGCAUUGUCAUCCCAGUAUACACUUAUAGUGUUUUAUUGAUUUUGUUGGCAUAACACUCACACUUUGUCCUUGUAAGUGCAAAGACAUAUGUGGCUUCACUGGUAAUUUACAAGCAAAAGGUGACAUGAUGUGACACCUGUAUGAAAAUAUUGUAAUGAUUGAACUCACUGUGUAUAGUGAAUGAAUUAAAAUGUCUGCCUCCCAAGACAUUUAUGAAUGAUUCCACUUAAUUUGUGUUGAAAAUCCCUAUGUAUAUAUGUGUGUUAAAUAAAACUGAAUUGUACUGAA